This is a messenger RNA of Manihot esculenta (cassava), 1738 nucleotides long. RefSeq names its product UDP-arabinose 4-epimerase 1. NCBI's taxonomy places the organism in Eukaryota, Viridiplantae, Streptophyta, Magnoliopsida, Malpighiales, Euphorbiaceae. Gene Ontology annotation, cellular component: cytosol. The transcript is spliced from 11 exons. Gene Ontology annotation, molecular function: UDP-glucose 4-epimerase activity. Gene Ontology annotation, biological process: beta-D-galactose catabolic process via UDP-galactose, Leloir pathway. The record is from RefSeq and is a predicted model, not a curated record. Bases 252 to 1505 code for a protein of 417 amino acids.
CUCUCCGCGCUUUGUCAAAAUGGGCGCACAGAGACUUCUCCGCCUGUUUCGACUCUCUCUCUCUCUCUCUCUCUCCUUCAUAUUCAAACAUACUCUCUCACGACACCAUCGGACCUCAAUCUGUCUUUUUUACAUUGUCGUGCUUACAUUCUUGCAGAAAAAGAAAAUUUUGGAAGGAACUUUAUUGAUCAUCAUAAAGAAGUGUAAUUCAGAAUCCUGUUGAAGAUAUUAGCGUUGUAGAGAUUCGCCAAAUGCUAAACGUUGGCAGGACCAGAAAUCAGCCAAGGUCCAACAGGUCUAUGCCUCUUGGAGGCCUGGAUUAUGCAGACCCUAAAAGGAAGGGUAAUUAUGCAGGGAAGAUUCUUUUGGCUGCUUUCCUCACAGCCUUGUGCAUUAUUAUGCUCAAACAAUCCCCAACAUUCAAUACCCCAAGCCCGUUCUCAUUGCAUGAAGAAGGGGUAAUUCAUGUGCUUGUGACCGGUGGUGCUGGCUAUAUUGGUUCACAUGCUGCAAUGCGGCUUCUGAAGGAUGGUUACAGGGUAACCAUAGUGGAUAACCUCUCACGGGGAAAUAUUGGUGCUGUCAAAGUUCUACAAGAAUUAUUUCCAGAACCUGGGAGGCUACAGUUCAUAUACGCUGAUUUGGGGGAUGCAACAUCUGUUAACAAAAUAUUCUCAGAAAAUGCGUUUGAUGCUGUGAUGCAUUUUGCUGCUGUUGCAUAUGUUGGGGAAAGCACCAUGGAUCCUCUUAAGUACUAUCACAACAUUACAUCGAACACCUUGGUAGUCCUGGAAUCGAUGGCUGCACAUGAUGUGAAGACUUUGAUAUAUUCAAGUACGUGUGCAACAUAUGGAGAGCCUGAGAAAAUGCCCAUUACUGAAGAUACUCCACAGAUCCCAAUUAAUCCAUAUGGAAAAGCUAAGAAGAUGGCAGAAGACAUCAUCCUGGAUUUUUCUAAAAAUUCUAACAUGGCAAUUAUGAUACUAAGAUACUUCAAUGUGAUUGGUUCAGAUCCCGAUGGUAGAUUAGGUGAGGCUCCCAGACCUGAACUGCGUGAGCAUGGACGAAUUUCUGGUGCUUGUUUCGAUGCAGCUCAUGGUAUUAUUCCUGGCUUGAAGGUUAAAGGAACAGACUACAAAACACAUGAUGGCACUUGUAUUCGAGAUUAUAUUGAUGUUACCGAUCUUGUUGAUGCUCAUGUGAAGGCCCUAGAAAAGGCAAUGCCUGGAAAGGUUGGGAUCUACAAUGUUGGUACCGGAAAAGGUAGAUCCGUCAAGGAAUUUGUGGAGGCGUGUAAGAAAGCAACUGGUGUGAACAUCAAAGUCGACUAUUUACCUCGCCGACCUGGUGAUUAUGCUGAAGUUUUUAGUGACCCAACAAAGAUUAGGCUUCAGCUGAACUGGACAGCACAACACACUGAUCUCCAACAGAGCUUACAGACUGCAUGGAGAUGGCAAAAGGCACAUAGAAAUGGUUAUGGAUCGCCUUUGGUGAUGGCUUCUUGAAACAAUUGAGAGACGUCCAUAGUAGAAAUUUAAAGAAGACCCCCAUGCAGCACCCACUUUGAGCUGUGCUUCUAAUAUCUUAGAAGAGGGGGCUAAAAGAAAAUUAUUUUUCCCCAUUUAAUAUAAUAUAAUAGCGGUAGGAGUAGCCAAUUCAUUAUAUGUAUUGAACUGAUAAUUAGCUAAUAAUAUGAUGCCCUUCUGCUGAGGUGAAGGUAUAAUUUCCAUUUGAUUCA